Ostrea edulis (European flat oyster) is the source of this 430-nucleotide messenger RNA. Its product is annotated as histone H4. Gene Ontology annotation, biological process: nucleosome assembly. The record is from RefSeq and is a predicted model, not a curated record. Gene Ontology annotation, molecular function: DNA binding; protein heterodimerization activity; structural constituent of chromatin. Lineage: Eukaryota; Metazoa; Mollusca; Bivalvia; Ostreida; Ostreidae. The coding region runs from base 93 to 404 and encodes 103 amino acids. Gene Ontology annotation, cellular component: nucleosome. The transcript has a single exon.
AUGCGCUCUAACGGGUCGUCAAUUAGGGCUAUAUAAAACAGCAAUUUCUCAAUUUGUCAGGUCAUUCAGCACUUGUCUAUUAAUCAGGAAUCAUGUCAGGAAGAGGCAAAGGAGGAAAAGGUCUUGGAAAGGGGGGCGCCAAGCGUCACAGGAAAGUCCUUAGAGAUAACAUCCAGGGUAUUACCAAGCCCGCCAUCCGUCGUCUUGCACGUAGAGGUGGAGUCAAACGUAUCUCUGGACUCAUUUACGAGGAGACCCGUGGUGUAUUGAAAGUUUUCCUUGAGAACGUGAUUCGUGAUGCUGUCACCUACACCGAGCACGCCAAGAGAAAGACAGUCACAGCCAUGGAUGUUGUCUACGCCCUCAAGAGACAGGGACGCACCCUUUACGGAUUCGGUGGUUAGAUACUCUUAUCACCGUUUGUGCAUCC